AUGCUAUCCACAGAACAGCCGCGUGACAGGACAGUUCCGUUUGGGAUCUUGGCAUAUGGAGCUGCCUCGAACCCGAAUGCCCCUAAACUGGGAGUUUCACCAUACAUUGAUCCUGCCCUUCCAUCGUUGGGGUUUGGUGGAAACGGAAGCUCUGUCAACUGGAUGUACAACUGGUACUCAACCACAACCAACAAGCAGAGUUUUACAGAGUAUGUUCCCAUGCUUUGGGGCAUCAAGCCGGAACUCACAGGUGCCUGGGAUGGCCAUGCGUCCUCCUGGAUUGCCGCCGGCUCCGAGCACCUCCUUGCCUUCAACGAGCCCGAGAAUGCAGGCCAGUCGAACAUCAACACCACGGCCGCCGCGGAUGCAUACCGCAAAUAUAUGCAGCCCUUUGCUGGAAAGGCCCAGCUAGGAGCCCCUGCGGUUUCGAACGAUGGACGCGACUGGAUGACCCAGUUCCUUGCUCAAUGCAGUGACUGUACCAUCGAUUUCGUCCCGAUCCAUUGGUACAAUCCGUGCUCUCUUUUGGACGACUUCAAAGCCUCGUCUCCGACAUGUGCCGCAUUGCCGGCAAUCGCCCUGUGUGGAUCACUGAGUUCCAACCACAGGGAAGCGACGACGAGAAGGCAAAAUUCUUGA
Messenger RNA from Diaporthe citri, 639 nucleotides. RefSeq lists its product as uncharacterized. The coding region runs from base 1 to 639 and encodes 212 amino acids. The record is from RefSeq and is a predicted model, not a curated record. Lineage: Eukaryota; Fungi; Ascomycota; Sordariomycetes; Diaporthales; Diaporthaceae. The transcript has 4 exons. Gene Ontology annotation, biological process: fungal-type cell wall polysaccharide metabolic process. Gene Ontology annotation, cellular component: fungal-type cell wall.